UUAUUCUUGCAAACGCUCGAUCGUGAGAGAAGCGAUAUAGACAUCUACGGUCGUCCGGUUUUCACGCAUAAAAUUGGUACUCUAUGUGGUGAUUUCGCCGAUUUCUUGUACGCUUGACGCCGUUUUCUUGCAAACGCUCGAUCGUGAGAGAAGCGACAGAGACAUGGCCGGUGGUCCGGUUUCCAUGCUUAAAAUUGGUACUCUAUUUGCUGAUUUCGCCGGAUUCUUGUACCCUUUUCUUUUCUUUUCUUUUUUGGGUUUUUUUUGGUUUGAUCGGCUCCGAAUUCUUGUACUUGUUAUGCUUGACGCCGUCUUUGAACGAGAGGCAGGCUUUGCUUUUGGUACUUCGGUUCCAUAAUUCACUGAAUUUCUGUACCUGUUGAGCCCAAUUAUUUUUCCUAACUCAUCAUGACGAUACUGUUGCUCCGGCGGUGGACGUCUUUAAAGGAGAUGCGAGAUCAGUUAUUGCCUCACCGCAUUCCGACCAAGCUACAAUCAAAGAGGAGGUGUGAGAAUAGGUGAAGUAUUGAUUUAUUUCCAGUUUCGAUUCCGUUUAGAUUCCAUGAUUUAGGGAAAAGAGUUUUCCAGACCAUCAUUUUUACAGAUUUUACGUUUGAAAGUCAGUGGAAUAGGAAUGUCAUAACUCUCAAUGAUGUAUUCAACUAAGAAAUUAAUUCAGUCGCAGUUCUACUCUAAGUUUAUUGAUUAAUUGCCAGUUUCGAAUCCGAUUUGAUUCCUUGAUUUAGGGAAAGCAGUUUUCCAGACCAUAUUUGCUGCAGAUGUUAUGUUUGUAAGUCACUGGAAUAGGAGUGAACUAACUCCCAAUAAUGUAUUCAACUAAGAAAUAAAUUCACACACAUUUCUGCUCUAAGUUUAUCCUUGUUGAAAAUUAUUUCAAAAUUUUCCUUUUGUUCAUACUGGAUUCUGUCAAUUUGUUUCUGAAUUUUUUUCUUUUCCAAACUAUGGCAUGACUGAGGAUGUGUUCAGACUCGAAAGCUCAUUUAAGGAUAAGCUGUAGAUGUUUGCAAGCCAAGAUGGUUUAUUACAGACUGAGAUGUGUGAUCCUCACAACUUGACACCUCUGACACCAUCAUUCCAGUUCUUUGACCAUCGAAAGGAUGCGUCAAAAUCCCAGUUCUCUACCCGAAGAUGCCUUCCAUCACCUGAAUCCAAUAUUAAUUUCUUUCCACCCUAUGGAAAGUCACCGGUUUCCAAAAAUUCUCAGUCAUGCCUUGUUACUGAAAGAUAUGAAAAACAUUGAAGACAUAUCUUCUCAUCAGGACUUGGAUUAUAGCAAUGGAGAGGCCAUAGAUGAAUUCUCAUUGGGAUAUGAUGGCCUUCUCGAUUCAUGUGAUCUCAGUACAUUGCCCAAUCUUCCAUCGUCAGUGAAUUCCCAUUGUUGGCGGAAUACACCAAUCACUCCUUUGCUCAAUUUAGUAGGACCCAACUUAUUCGGGCAGUUGCCCAAUCUGGGGUUCAAAAUUACUGAAUGAGGUAAGUCAACAAAGGCUAUGUAAGGAGGGGGUUUUUUCCCCUGGGAUUGAAGAUUGAACCCUAUAAGUUUCCAAUCACAUGUGCAGGCUGAACCUUUUCUGCGACUAUGUUCUCUCUUUCUCUCUCUCUGUAGAGAAAUGAAAAUGCACAGUACUCUGGAAAUGUAUUUUGGCAAACAAUGCUCACUCAUGUAGAACUUGUCUAUGCCUAUUUUGUUUGGGGAUUGAUGUAUAUUAACCAGAACUUUGUCCGUGCUGUACAGUAAGUAAUAAAGCCAUGGCCUGCUGUCUUUUGUGGUCUAAAAAGUACUCUAGCAGAGCUUGCUUUGUGAAGUGCCUUGCCGUCUUUAUUGUAUCAACUGGUUUGGUGGCAGUUCCAUUUGUUCUAAGACUUGACAAUAAAAGGCAUUGGCUUCACUUGGCGUUGGUGGUUCUGGUGAGUGCGUAUCCGUGUGCACUUAUCCUCUCCACACCAGUAGCCACUUUCUGCAUGCUUUCAAAGCCAGCAACCUCUGGGCUUUUAAUCAAAGGGGGAGAGUAUCUCGAAACUCUCUCUAAGAUAAAGAUCUUGGCUUUCGACAAAACUGGUACAAUUACAAGAGGAGAAUUCGUGGUCACAGAUUUUCAUUCGGUGUCCAAUGAAGUUACACUGAACACACUGCUUUACUGGGUUUCAGGCAUCGAGAGCAAAUCAAGUCAUCCAAUGGUGGCUGCACUUAUUGACUAUGCACAGACACUUUCCAUCGAGGUGAAACCUGAAAGAGUGGAAGAAUUUGAAAAUUUUCGAGGAGAAGGGGUUCAUGGGAAAAUUGAUGGGAAGGAUGUCUAUGUUGGAAACCAAAAAAUUGCAUCGAGAGCCAGGUGGGCGACAGGCCCCUGUGGUGAAGGAAAGUCCGUUGGUUACAUAUUCUUGGGAGCGGCUCCAGCUGGAAUUUUUAGCCUCUCUGAUAGUUGUCGAACUGGUGUAAGAGAAGCGAUCAACGAGCUGAAGUCAAUGAACAUCAAAACUGUAAUGCUGACCUGAGAUAGCCACGAGGCAGCCAUAGAAGCACAAAAACAGGUGAAGGGUCAGCCCUGAAAUUUCAAAAUUUGGCUGGCAUACAAGAUAGUAUUUUGCAAGCAAUGGCAAAUUGCAGCAAGCCACUAGGGGGAACAAUGUCCCCACAAAAAUUUUCUAAAACUGCACUUUGGUCUACAUAUUUUAAUUUUUAUUACAGGUUAUAUCCUCCAAAAUAGCAUAUAUGCCCCCAUUUAGAUUGAUUUAAUAGUUGUCAACUCUGAACAAAAUAUUCCUGACUGCAUUGCUGCUUCCAAACAUUGAUUUUUCUUCGUGUUUUUAUAAAUUGCUAAGAGAGGAGAUGAAUUUUU
Messenger RNA from Rhododendron vialii, 2861 nucleotides. RefSeq names its product cadmium/zinc-transporting ATPase HMA2-like. The transcript is spliced from 5 exons. Bases 1771 to 2517 code for a protein of 248 amino acids. Gene Ontology annotation, molecular function: ATP hydrolysis activity; cadmium ion transmembrane transporter activity; zinc ion transmembrane transporter activity. NCBI's taxonomy places the organism in Eukaryota, Viridiplantae, Streptophyta, Magnoliopsida, Ericales, Ericaceae. Gene Ontology annotation, cellular component: membrane. The record is from RefSeq and is a predicted model, not a curated record.